UGGAGCCUGAGGGAUCGCGCAUGCGCUCUGUCGGGGACGCGAGGUCUUUAUCCUCCGUGGUUCACAUCGGCGGCGUGGAGAUGCCGGUCAGUGGGGCGCGCUCGGAGGACGGCACUGCGCUGGGUUCUACGGACAGUUCCGCUGUACACAAGGAGGAGCUCAGCCUCAAGAUUAAAGAACAGAAAAUUAUUGUGGAUGAACUUUCUAACUUGAAGAAGAAUAGGAAAGUAUAUAGUCAGCAACAGAACAGCAACAUAUUUUUUCUUGCAGACCGAACAGAAAUGCUUUCUGAAAGAAAAAAUGUCUUAGAUGAAUUGAAAAAAGAAUACCAAGAAAUAGAAAACUUAGAGAAGACUAAAAUCAAGAAAUAGUCACCCUGAUUUCGUAGAAC
Fukomys damarensis (Damara mole-rat) is the source of this 391-nucleotide messenger RNA. RefSeq names its product ASNSD1 upstream reading frame (gene Asdurf). Lineage: Eukaryota; Metazoa; Chordata; Mammalia; Rodentia; Bathyergidae. The coding region runs from base 21 to 371 and encodes 116 amino acids. The transcript is spliced from 4 exons. The record is from RefSeq and is a predicted model, not a curated record.